This is a messenger RNA of Notechis scutatus (mainland tiger snake), 1212 nucleotides long. Lineage: Eukaryota; Metazoa; Chordata; Lepidosauria; Squamata; Elapidae. The record is from RefSeq and is a predicted model, not a curated record.
AUGGAUGGGGUGUAUCUGGACAAGAACGGAGAGCUGGCAGCUGAAUUUGACAUUGUGAACUACGCAGAAUUUCCAAACAGAUCUCUUCUUCGAGUGAAAUUUGGAAGUUUUGCAAGAGAGAAAUCCCAGGAAUCCAAAUUUGUCAUUGACCUAGAUACCACUGUAUGGCCCCAGUGCUUUAACAAGAGUCUGCCUCCUUCCAGGUGUGUGGAAAGUUGUCAAUCUGGAUUUUUCAAAGUGGGUCAGGAAGGGAAGCCCAUUUGCUGUUACGACUGUAUUUCCUGUGCAGAAGGCACCUUCUCCAGUCAUGAAGAUGCAGAUUAUUGCACCAAAUGUCCAGAAGAUCAGCAUCCAAAUAAGGAGCAAGAUCAAUGUGUCCCUAAAGAAAUAACCUUUCUCUCCUAUCAAGAAGAUUUGGGAAUCAUUGUGGUUUCACUUGCAGUCUCCUUGUCUUUAAUUACUGCCUUAGUGUUAACAAUCUUCAUUAUAUACACAGACACUCCCAUUGUCAAAGCCAAUAAUCGGAACCUUUCCUUCAUUCUUCUCAUCUCACUCCUGCUUUCUUUCUUAACAACCUUCCUCUUCAUUGGAUGCCCAAGGAGAGUCACCUGCCUUUUCCAACAAACAGCCUUCAGCAUCAUUUUCUCAGUUGCUGUUUCUUCUGUCUUGGCCAAAACAAUCACGGUGGUGCUGGCCUUCCUGGCUACAAAGCCAGGAAACAGAGUGAGAAAAUGGCUGGGAAGGAGUUUGACUAACACCAUCAUCCUUUGUUCUUCCAGUAUUCAGGCAGUCAUCUGCAGCAUCUGGCUGGUGGUCUCUCCUCCCUUUCCUGAUUCUGAUAUGCACUCCCAGUCAGGAGAGAUUGUCCUGCAGUGCAACGAAGGCUCCCUUGCCAUGUUUUAUGUUGCUCUUGGUUACAUGGGCUUCCUGGCCACCAUCUGUUUCAUUGUGGCUUUCCUGGCCAGGAACCUCCCUGGGACCUUCAAUGAAGCCAAGUUGAUCACCUUCAGCAUGCUGGUCUUCUGCAGUGUCUGGGUGUCCUUUGUACCCACCUACCUGAGCACCAAAGGGAAAUACAUGGUGGCUGUGCAGAUCUUCUCCAUCUUGGCCUCCAGUGCUGGCCUGCUGGGCUGCAUCUUCAUGCCCAAGUGCUACAUUGUUUUAAUCAGACCAGAUCUGAAUGUGAAGGAACAGCUAAUAGUGAAAACAUAA